Messenger RNA from Euleptes europaea (tarantolino), 3993 nucleotides. It is a transcript of the gene CFAP92, whose product is annotated as cilia and flagella associated protein 92 (putative). The record is from RefSeq and is a predicted model, not a curated record. Bases 1 to 3993 code for a protein of 1330 amino acids. The transcript has 17 exons. Lineage: Eukaryota; Metazoa; Chordata; Lepidosauria; Squamata; Sphaerodactylidae.
AUGGCAAAGAAUACAUCAGCAGAUGGAGUUGAUGGACAAAUGGAAGAAGAGAGGAAGCAGGAAGGACUCGAGACAACACCAGUGAAAUCUCCAGAGAAAGAAACCUCUCUGGGGUCAGGGAGUACCAAUGGAACUGAUAGCCCAGUGGCAGACGGAUCUGGUAACCCCACGCCUGAAGAUGAAAGCGGAGUACCCACUGGUUCGGAGGAAAGUCAGGAAUCUGAGACUAGCCGCCUGAUUACCUGUACGUUCUCAGUCUCGUUGGCUGUUCCACUUUCCCUUACAAGGAAGUCUUGGUCUUCCUCAGGACAAGAUAUCUCAAGAACAGCAUCUAAAGUGAGAGAAGGAGUAAUUCCAAGAAUGCAUCGUUUUUAUCAUAUGGAGUAUUUUCUUCUACCAGAUGACACAGAGCCUCGAAAAUUAGAUUUGGUGUUGUUUGGUUCAGUGGCUAAGUUAUUUCUGGACAGUGAAUCUAAGGUUGUGAAACCGUGGCUUGAAAAUGACCAAGUAUGGGUGUCAUGGAGUCAUAUUAUUGAAAUUAAUGUUACCAAUGACUUUCUAGUAAAGCUGAGAGAUCACAAAAUAAAGCUGAGAUUAUGGGAUAGCAGGGACAAGCUAUGUACAAGAGCCAAGUUUUGUAAACCACCAAAGGGAAUUGGAGCGUCACCUGAUGUUGAUGGUUGGGUAAAAAAUGUGGUUUUGUUUCAAAGAGAAAACCUAAAACGCACGCAACCAAAACCCAGUUACACAAAAGUUAGAACUGCAAAAGUAUCUACUGUACAAGAAAAAUCAGCAGUCAGUGCUAUGCCAGGUCGUAAUGGAAACAAAUGUCACUGCAAUGUUUCCAUCUUUCUUGUUGCCAGUCACUUUUAUUUUGUUGCUCUUUGUAAUGACAAAGAAAUAUGUAUGAAUAUCAGGUGUCUGUCAGGUCUUAUUUCAGCCACCAGCAAAGACCAGGUAGAAGAAAGUGAAGCUGUUGAAGUACUGACGUCUGCUGUUAGAAUUGCUUCCUCACCAUGUGUCUCAAAGUCUGAAGAGUUUCGUACUUUAAGUCUCAUUAGUAUUUCUGGAAGCAUACCCUCUUCUCUUCGAGAAAGAACUCUCCGGGAGGCUAAACAAAUAAAGCAGAAAUACAGUUCUACUAAAAUAUCUAAACAAACAAAUUCACCAAAGUCUGAUUUGAAGAAGAAUGAAGAACAAGGAUCCAAGAGGGACAAAAAAAAUUCUCUAACCGUUCAAUUUCCAGAAAACAAAGGUAGACGAAAAAGCCUUCACGUUCCUGCAGAAAAGAGACCUGGAUCUCGUAAAACAUCCCCUAAAGAUUCUAGUGCACAAGCAUAUGCGAGGAAACAUGGAAUAGCAUUCAUACAGCUGGACCUCAUGCCCCUCCUGUCAGGAGAAUGUUGUGUGACCAAUCAACUGGAAGAAAAAUCCUCCAAACUGUCUAAUGUAUACGUAGGUUUUUCUUUUGAGGGGCCUCUCAUGACUCAGAAACAGAAACAAGAUUUAAAUCCGCUGAUCAUUAAAAUUUUGAGUGCAAAAUGCUUACCGGACACCCCAGUUUCAAUUGAAAAGCUGCAGCAUUGGUGUGAUCCUGUGUACUGCAAGUACACAUUCCACGACUUGCCUGCCCGUAAAACACAAGGUCGCAAUCACGGGACUGAUGUCUUCUUCAUGGACCUCAAUGUGAUUCUAGCAGGGACAAUGGAGCCUCAGGAAUUACGUGAAUACCUAAGAGGGCCACCAUUGGAGAUUGAAGUUCAUGACCGAGACAAGAAAUUAGAGGAGAUCACGAAAAAGCCUUCGUUGUUUGGAGACGAGCCAGGUGACAGCAAACUGACUCAUUUAAGCCCUAGCAGAUAUACGGUCCAGAAUUCUAUGACAGCCAAGGAAGAAAUAUGGCAUCCACAUGGGGUAGCUAAAAUCAGUCUGGCAGAAUUGUUGCUGGGUGAAAAGCACUUGAAUAUCUGUGUACCAAUUCAGUGCUGUUCAGUUCAAGAUACAAGCAUCUGCAUGGCAGAAAAUGUUAGCUGGAAGUCCAAAGCAACUGAUGGCUCUUUGCCUGCUCCACUACCAAUGGGGCAUUAUUUAGACUCAGAGGCCCAUCUUAAAGUGAGAAUUGAAAUCGCUUUACCCUUAGGUCCUGAAGAUGAAAUUGCUGACACUGGAUAUUGUCCUUACGGCUGCAUCAUCUAUAUUUUUGACUAUAAAAACAAGUCACUGCUCAGUUAUUUGCUUCAACAGAUCACAGAAAUUAACGCCAAAGCUUUCCAACUUGAUUCUUAUCCCCUACAUAUAAUUCAAAAAUCUCUUAAUACGUUAAAAUUGACUAGCAAGCUUUCUCCAGAAGAGAUUUCCCAAAUGGACAUUAUUACUGGAUUUCACGUUAUGGAUGGAUCCGUUCACCUGCUUGUUGUGGAAGGCCUGAAGGACAAAGCGCUUGAGAAGAUGUGGAAUAAAAGAAUAGAUAGAAUGCAGGAAGCUAAGACUGGAAGAUUAGAAAUAUUUUAUAACUCCCAGCUGUCUUUCCAUCAGCGACUGUAUGUAGAUCUUGAAGCAAUCUUGUAUCAUAUUCGUCUCUGCAAACCACUCUCAAGUAUCACAAAACAGCCUUUGCUGUACAUCAGGGACAUGGUUCCUCAGGCCUGCUUCCAAGCUCUGUCCAGGCUUGAUUACAUCUGCCACAGUAAGAAGUUAAGGGAUGUGGUACAUUACGAUCUGUUGCCCUCUGUAGAAAUGAUCACUUCAUUGAGCCAGGAAUUUGGGAUCCCCUUGGCUAAAGAUGACCUGCUCAUUCAGCAGCAUCCAGAAAUCGUGGAGAUAUGCCAGCAUCCAAGCUCCUUUCAGAGAAAACAAAGGAGGUGGUCCCUUUUGGAUAACCAGAAUAAAUUGUACAUGCUGAGAAAAAGGGAAAUGGAAAGUGAGGCACCACAAGACUAUAUUCAGGCUAACAUUGACAAUGUGAGCCUGCUUAGUAAGAUGAUGCAAAAUGAGACCCCUAGUGUUAUUAGAGCUUGCCCUUCUGAUGGCAAGUCCAUCUUUAACUACAGCAUUCAGAAAUUGAAUUCUGCAGAAAUUGCAAAGCACCUGCUUCGUCAAGAGAUGGCACAGGCACCAGGAAAAAGGUAUGCUUAUUCUCACAACUAUCUCUCUGGCAUGUUUGACCCAGUGGAUAAAGAUAGUACAAGAAAGGACUCCUUUGCCCUUUCAAAGAAGAAAUGGCUGACAUCCGAAGGGUUUGUAUUUCCUGGCUUUAAGAGCAGUUUCGAAUCCAACAUGCAUUGUCAUAUGCCUGAUGAGGCGCGAUUAGAGGAGCUAACAGAGAAAUGGGAAGAGAACAUUCUUCACAGAAGCAUUUUGAAGCCAGUGCUGGAUCGUGACAGGUGGACUUGGGACAAACGGAAACUUGAUUUUGACCUUUACACAAAGCCUUCAUAUUCCUUUGUGGGCCUUGACACCUACGUCAUUGAGCAUCAAAAGGAUGCACGUUGCAACACAGGACUCAGAGUUCACAGGUGCUGUCCAGAAACUGAGCUCAUCUCCAGAGGACCAAAAGCCAGCUGCCAGCUAGCCCGCAUCCAAGGCCUCCUCAAGGAUAAACCGAUGAAAUUGGCCUUGAAGAGCCAUGUCAGAGGGAUACAGGAUAUACCAGCUGUGGGAAGUUUAGUCAGGGCAGACAGUGACAUCUGCAGAGGAUUCAUCCCUGGCAGUGAUGAUUUUCACAGCUUGAAGUGGAAUGGAAAUAUAAUUCCCUGCCAUGACAGGGAACACAGUAUGUUUAAAACUUUGAAAGGAGCAGACUUCAGAUUGAAUUGUCAUAACCAUUCAUUUAACUACCAGAGGAAAUCUCUACAGAGAUGGUUUUUGAAGAACGAAAUGUUGACAUCAGGUGAAAAGCAGGAGGAAGGUAAACUGGGGAGGUACAGUCAAGUUGCAGUAAAGUCAGUGAUACUGUGCGUACAAAAUUCACAUGAGCAGUCAUCUGUGCCUUGA